Molecule: messenger RNA, 1478 nt
Organism: Moneuplotes crassus
Lineage: Eukaryota; Ciliophora; Spirotrichea; Euplotida; Euplotidae
Source: the annotation of a GenBank genome assembly
UUGAAAUGUUUGGAGACAAACAAAUAAACCAGAGUCCUUACAUAAACGGAGAGAAUUCGAGCUAUGGAUCACCUCCUUCGCAAUCUACACUUGAGGCAUUUCCAUCAGGCCAGGUUCAGAGCAAGUUUAUUCGAGAUAUAAGUACUGGUAAUCAGAAGAACAAUUAUCAGGCCCAAUUCCAAAAUUCUAAAGAGUUGGUAGGACAACAUAGGGAGAACGUAAUGGAUCCUCUCCGUAUCUCCCUCAAAAAGAGAAAGAAGCCUCUCAUCCUUGUUGAGCAGGGCAUCCGAAGCGGCACUAAGGAGCGGUUAGACAUUUCCCAUAGUGGAUCUAAGAGCAAAUAAAAGUACCAAUAAUCACGGGUACAUAUGUGGCACUCAGAUGCAGUUCAACCCAAAGAAAAAGUUAACGCUAUAUGGCAAUAGCGGCCAGAAAUGGAGAGAGAUGGGUUCAAGGCAGGUCAAGCGUCAACAGAGCCAUCAUUACAGGAUUGGUACAACUGAUAGUUACCCAUACUACGGUAUUAAACAGAGAUUUGUCAAAGUCAAUCGAAAGGCGAGACAGCUUCCAAAAUUAUCUGAAAAUCCAUCUCAUGCUAGCAAGAAGAGUAUCCCCAUCACAACCAAUCAAAUUCCAAGCAAGACGUACAGUAACGGAUUCGGACUUAGGACUGGGAUUGCUGAGAAUCCAGGAGAGGAGAUCAUUGCGCCUCGUGCUCAGCAAUAUAAUAAGAUGCUUGGCCAUCAGAUUCGGAUCGAAAUAAACCAACAAAGAAUUGAAGAGGAAGAAAUGAACACCAAUCCAACUGAAUCUCAGAAUUUACUAUUCUAUGACUUUAACGCUUGAGCUAGAGAUUACAAUUUCGGAGGUGCAGCCAAUGCUAGACUCUGUACUCGUGAAGACUUCCGUCGGACAGGGAUGGUAGGAACUAAAUUUCUUUCAAAUAAAAUUGAGCCUGCUGCAAAUCAGAAACAAACUUCUAAGAAGAGGCCGAUUACCUCCCAAUUUAGAUGUGGUGAUAGACUGCCAUCCCGAGCUAUCAAGACCAGGGAUAAGUCCAAGAGGGUUCGUUUAGGAGUUAAGAAUAGCCCAAAAUUGCCUCAGCAGGGAUCUAAUAAGAAGUCACCGUUCAAAAAGGGUUUAUCUCCUCAGCAUCACUUUAUUGCCAAUGAAAAUAAAGCCUAAUUAUUAACUGAUAAUAGAAGAAGCCAUUUAUUCAGAAGGAAGCGAUUUUUCAUCUUUAGAGUAGAAAUAAGAUCUUCUCUGCAUUAUAAGAGACAAUGAGCUUAUUUUUAGGCAGCAACUAGUGUUCAAUGUCAUAUUGUUAAAAGAACGUUCCAAGUAUAUAAGGAGCCAGUCCCAAUUUAUGAAGAAAUAUGUUAAACUUUCUUUAGCCAAAAUGGUGCUGAGUGGUUCCAAAGCUAUCGAGACUAAAGGGUUUUCCGAAUUUAUCAACCUAUUUUCAAAUAUGCUCCGUU